This is a messenger RNA of Knipowitschia caucasica, 513 nucleotides long. The record is from the annotation of a GenBank genome assembly. Lineage: Eukaryota; Metazoa; Chordata; Actinopteri; Gobiiformes; Gobiidae.
AUGGCGGGGGUGGUGCGGUUGUUCCGUUCGAUCUGGAUCAGCUGUGUACGGCCUGUGUUGGGUUUGUGUGCGAGUCCCCAGGAGCACACAGCUGUUGCUCCCAUGUAUGUUGACCUACAUGAUGGGGACCCCCCGAUGGGCCGUAACCUGAUCCCUGCUGCUCCGGGGAACAAUCGUCUGAACUACACGGUGCUGAUCGGGGAGACGCCCUGUGUGCUGACGCUGUCUGAGAGCCAGCUGCUGUGCGAGUGGCCAAACCUCACCGGACAGCACAAAGUCACGGGCCGUAACCUGAUCCCUGCUGCUCCGGGGAACAAUCGUCUGAACUACACGGUGCUGAGCGGGGAGACGCCCUGUGUGCUGACGCUGUCUGAGAGCCCAGCUGCUGUGCGAGUGGCCAAACUCACCGGACAGCACAAAGUCACGGUCAGUUACCCUGCUUAUCAGUGGACGUGCCUUUCGAACCCAUCACCACUGGUUAAGGACGGAGAAGUGCGGGGGUUAGAGCUGUAA